GAUCAGGAACAUACACAUUUAUGUACAUAAUCCACACUAGGAACAGAAACAAACAGGAAAGCAGGGAAUCCACACGCACAAAGAGACUUUAAGAACCGACAAACACAUGGGUAACAGAACCAAACUUAAAUAACCAGGUUAAUCAGACGAGGACAGGUGAGAAUGAUUACACAAUGACAUCAUAAUUGAAAACGGAACAGGAAAGACCAAAUAAGGGCAUGCACAGGGAAAAACCAAAGAAACAGUCCACAGGGGUGUGACAGUUAUGAGUAUGACCUUUUUUUGGUAUUUUCUUUUGCUGUAUUGUGCUGCUCUCUUUCUCUCCUUCUCAUAGGCUGCAUUAUGCGGUGGUGUCGGCGUGUUAUUGGUCACUCUGUUAAGGCGGAGUCUUUUAGGAACACCGCUCGCAAGUAGUCAGGGAGCUCAUUGUUGGUGCAACUGUGAACGGGUUGGGAGCUCCUUGAUUUCUCUUGCCCUAUGCUCACGCGUAAAGGCAGCAUCUGGGGUGGAGGAGUGGACAGAGCGGGCGCGGGCGCAUCAGGCGCAAUCAUCAAACAUAUUUCAAAGGAAGCGGGUGCCACGGUCCUGACCGCAUUGCUGUCUUUACUAGAAUUCUCUGGAGAGCUGGUAAAGGCUGAGUUAGAGAUUGUCAAAGACAACUCUACAUUGAAUCCAGAAUUCGUCCAGCAGCUAAUUCCAUCUGUGGAGCGAACAGCUCUCCUUUAUCACCUGACGUUCCUGAGUCUGGGAGGAUUCCCAAAGCUGGAGCGUUUAAUCAGAGAUCAAGCUAUUGAAACGCAACUGCUGUUCGGAUCCUCCGAGGCCGUUCUUCUUAAGUGUGUCGCCACAAGUUCCAACCUGGUCACCUCCCUGUUUCCAAUAUUGAAAAAAGCUGUUGAGAAGAACAAACCCGUUUUGGCAGUGAGGUACCUGAUGAAAGCCAAAGAAUGGAUCAGUGACAUCAUAACAAAAGUGGAUGACAUGGUGAAGAGGUAUGAUAAACACAACCAAAGUCUGAAAUCAUGCACCAGUGACGUGUAUCAAGAACAAAAAGAAACUGAAGAAAAAAAAAAGAAACAAUCUGAUGAGAUAAACGGUCUGAAGGAUGCUAUUUCUAAGCUCGAAUUGGAUCUGAAACAAAUUGUUGAAAAAUUGAAUAUGAAUAAUGAACAAACUGAAAAAACAGUCAACGAGCUGAAUGACUUCCAUAGAAGAUUUGCGAACAAAUAUAGCCACUGGCCUGUGAUGUUCUUGACCUUUUUAAAGGCCAUCCAGAUGCUAUGGAACUGGAUAGAAAAUUGAAAGACCUCAACUCUGACAAGAGCCUUCUAAAAAAUGAAGAGUGGAAUAUCAAAAUCAAGCUGACUGAUCUUCAGCUGCAGCUGGCCAAUUGUAAAAUACGAUUGGGUGAGAUUCCUGACCCUGACCACCUGAAGGAAGUCCAGCUGUGUCUUUCUCAAAUCCAACAAAUUCUGAUUGAGCUUAAGAAGUUUUGGGAGAAGGUGGAUGUUAUUCUGCAGGGGCUGAAAGACAAAACCUUUGCUGGGGAUGAACUCGUUGGCAUGGAGGACAUGAAGGAGGAGUUUAUAAGCUCCAUUGAAGAUGCAGGACAGUACUUGAAGAGAUUUGGUAUGACCUGUCAGAGAGCUCAUGACAUCUUCAGUGUUGAGUCUAAAGAUGCAUAUAAAUUCCUGGAGAUCAAUCCGUCUUCACUUUCUGAGGAGGACAGGAAAAAUGAGUAUUUGUUGAUCACUGAGAAGCUGAAGAAUAUCAAUGAUAAGGGCUUGUCCGGAGCAGCCAUUACACCCAAGUGACACCCAGAUCUGAUGCUUCCUGAAUGCUCCUUACACAAAUCAAUAGCAUAGAGCUUCUCUUGUCAUUUUCGUAAUGCUUUGUAAUCUUUACAAUUGCUUUUGAACAUGUUCAAUUACAGUUCCACAUAUACAUGUUCUUUAAUAAGUUGAUGUUUGGAAUCAAUUUAUUAUCUCGCUUUCAAAAUCACUUUGCAUUUUUAAUUGCUUUUUAAUUGCUUUAUACAGAUCUUGUGGUCUGGUCACAUGAUUAAUGUCUAUGUCACACAAUAAAGAUAAAAGACAUGACAGA
Labeo rohita (rohu) is the source of this 2103-nucleotide messenger RNA. RefSeq lists its product as uncharacterized. Lineage: Eukaryota; Metazoa; Chordata; Actinopteri; Cypriniformes; Cyprinidae. The coding region runs from base 478 to 1302 and encodes 274 amino acids. The record is from RefSeq and is a predicted model, not a curated record. The transcript has 7 exons.